Molecule: messenger RNA, 360 nt
Organism: Hibiscus syriacus
Lineage: Eukaryota; Viridiplantae; Streptophyta; Magnoliopsida; Malvales; Malvaceae
Product: calmodulin-binding protein 60 E-like
Exons: 3
Coding region: 1-321 (106 amino acids)
Source: RefSeq, a predicted model, not a curated record
AUGGAAAACUCAAGGAACAAGCGAGGGUAUGAGGAAGGUAUUGAAGACGCAGGCUAUCUUACUGAAACGAAGAAACCAAAGUUACCCGCUUUGGCAAGUGUAAUUGUGGAAGUUCUGAAGGUGGAUAGUAUGCAAAGACUUUCCUCAUCGUUGGAGCCUAUGUUACGCAGAAUUGUCAGUGCAGAAGUGGAACGGGCUUUGACAAGAAUAGGGAAUGGUCAAUUGACUGCGAGGUUUGCUCUUCUACACCCAAUAUUUGGAAUUUAUGCUAUAAUUUUCUCUUUUAUUCUCUUUCAUAUUCAUCAUGUUCAUAAAAGGUAGCGGUACUCUUUGCUUUUCUGGAAAUAUUCAUGUUCGAUA